This is a messenger RNA of Pseudopipra pipra, 1498 nucleotides long. Its product is annotated as zinc finger protein 501-like. The coding region runs from base 171 to 1475 and encodes 434 amino acids. The transcript has a single exon. The record is from RefSeq and is a predicted model, not a curated record. NCBI's taxonomy places the organism in Eukaryota, Metazoa, Chordata, Aves, Passeriformes, Pipridae.
AACGCGCUCAGCCCUUGUUUUCCCCCCCAUCAGGAUUUGUCCUUCCCAAAGCUUGGGCGGAUGGAGGAGGAGGCUGCGAGGAAGAGGAAGAUGCCUUGGGCCCCCCAGGCAGGUGAGGAGGAAGUCAGUGUCCCUUUGGGUGGGUGUUGUGCUGGCUCUGUCAGCCGAGCAUGGCCCCGGCUGCAGGACAACCCCGCUGGCGCCGCCGUCCUGCCGGGGCCGGAGUUGGGGGGAUGUCCUUGGCCUUCCCUGUGGGCCGGAGGCAAAUCCCCUGCCUGUCCUUCUUGCUUCCUGCCCCAGGCCCCGAGCUGAGGACGGAGAGCCCGGAGGACAAAUCCCCCCGUGAGACCCUGGUGGGAGAGGCUGUUUUGAAGGGCUCCCCUGCGCAGGAAGGCAGCGGGGAGGAAAAGGGCCGGAGAUCCCCCCGCAGGAGGGGCUCCAAAGCCAUCCCAGGGUGCUCUGAGGAGGAAAGAGCCAGCCUGUGCCGGGAAGGCGGCCGGAGCUUGAGGGGGAGCUCUGACCUGGUGGUCCCUGAGCAACCUCCCAUCAGGGAGAAGCCCUUCAGGUGCUUGGAAUGUGGGAAGAGCUUCAGGACAAGCACUGACCUCCUCACCCACCAGCACAUCCACACUGGGGAACGGCCUUACCCGUGUGGGGAAUGUGGGAAGAGCUUCAGGAACAGCUCCAGCCUGAUCCGACACAAGCGCAUCCACACUGGGGAACGGCCCUACACAUGUAGAGAAUGUGGGAAGAGCUUCAGCCGGAGGUACUACCUCUUCACCCACCAGCACAUCCACACUGGGGAACGGCCCUACACGUGUGGGGAGUGUGGGAAGAGCUUCAUUGACAGCUCCGGCCUGCACGUGCACCGUCGCAUUCACACUGGGGAACAGCCCUACAAGUGUGUGGAGUGUGGGAAAAGUUUCAGGAUCAUCUCCAACCUCCGUACCCACCAGCUCAGCCACACUGGGGAACGACCCUACAUAUGUGGGGAAUGUGGGAAGAGCUUCAGGAGCAGCUCCUGCCUGAUCCAACACCAGCACAUCCACACUGGAAAACGGCCCUACACGUGUGGGGAAUGUGGGAAGGGGUUUCAGACCAGCUCAGAUCUCCUGAAGCACAAGCCAACACACACAGGGGAGUGGGCCUUGCACUGCACCUACUGCGGGAAGGGCUUCAACCGGAACUCCACCCUUGUCACCCACCGGCGCAUCCACACUGGAGAGAGGCCCUACAAGUGUGGGGAGUGUGGGAAGAGGUUUCAGACCAGCUCAAGUCUCCUCAGGCAUGAGCAGACACACACGGAUGAGAGGCCCUUCCGCUGCACCGACUGCGGGAAGGGCUUCAAACUGAACUCCCACCUUGUCAGGCACCGGCGCAUCCACACCGGGGAGAGGCCCUACAAGUGUGGGGAGUGUGGGAAGAGCUUCACCCAGAGCUCUGCCUUGACCAGACACCAACGGACCCACUGGUAAGGGAAGCCCUACCAGUGCCCCGA